Racocetra fulgida is the source of this 330-nucleotide messenger RNA. Lineage: Eukaryota; Fungi; Glomeromycota; Glomeromycetes; Diversisporales; Gigasporaceae. The record is from the annotation of a GenBank genome assembly.
UUAAAAGCCCAAAAUGAAUCUGGCAAAGAAAAAUAUAAAGAAGAAAAAAAAGAUUCUGAAGAAAAAUUAAAUAUUCAAAUAAAUGAAGUAUUUGAUCAUAAAUCAUUUAAAAAUCAAAUAAAUGAAGUAUUUGAAAAUGAAUCAUUUGAAAAUCAAAUAAAUAAAAUAUUAAAAAAUCAAAUAGAUGAAACAGUAGCAGAUAAAAUAAAUGAUGAAUUAAAAAAUCAAAUAGAUAAAAUGAUAGCAAGUAAAAUAAAUGAAAUACUAAAAGAUCCAUUAGAUAAAAUUAAUAAACUGAUUGAGCUUAAUGAAAAAGAAGAAUCAGAAUAA